Molecule: messenger RNA, 6578 nt
Organism: Nycticebus coucang (slow loris)
Lineage: Eukaryota; Metazoa; Chordata; Mammalia; Primates; Lorisidae
Gene: OSBPL5
Product: oxysterol binding protein like 5
Exons: 23
Coding region: 121-2940 (939 amino acids)
Biological process (GO): phospholipid transport
Cellular component (GO): membrane; intracellular membrane-bounded organelle; cytosol
Molecular function (GO): sterol binding
Source: RefSeq, a predicted model, not a curated record
AGCUUUGGGAAGAGGCUUUGAAGAGGAAACCUGACUAGUCUUUGUUGAUCCCACGCUGUGUAGACCCUCCUGGAGAGCUGGAGGCCGCCUGCCAUAGGCCACCCAGAACAGGGUCCCACCAUGGCCCUGAGCAUCUUGUCUGAGCAGUUCUGCAUCCCAAAGCCUCAAAAGAAGCCCCCAAGCACACACGCCAUGAAGGAGGAGGCCUUUCUCCGCCGCCGCUUCUCUCUCUGCCCGCCUUCCUCCACGCCUCAGAAAGUGGAUCCUCGGAAGCUCACCCGGAACCUGCUCCUUGGCGGGGAGAAUGAGCUCUGCCCUCUCAGCCCAGGGAAGGACAUGGAGCCCAACGGCCCGUUGCUGCUGAGGGAUGCAGGGCCCCCAACUCCAGGCUCUGCCACAAAGGUGCCACCGGCAGAGUACAGGCUGUGCAAUGGAUCUGACAAAGAGUGUGUGUCACCAACAACCAGGGUCGCCAAGAAGGAGGCUCUCAAGGUGCAGAAGAAGAACUACCGGCAAGAGAAGAAGCGAGCUACUCGGCAGCUGCUGCGCGCCCUCACGGACCCUGGAGUGGUCAUCAUGGCCGACAGCCUGAAGGUCCGUGGGACCUUGAAGAGCUGGACCAAGCUGUGGUGCGUGCUGAAGCCAGGGGCACUGCUCAUCUACAAGACACCCUCGGGGGGCCAGUGGGUGGGCACCGUGCUGCUGCACUGCUGUGAGCUCAUCGAGCGGCCCUCCAAGAAGGACGGCUUCUGCUUUAAGCUGUUCCACCCGCUGGACCAGUCCGUCUGGGCUGUGAAGGGCCCCAAAGGUGAGAGUGUGGGCUCCAUCAUGCAGCCCCUGCCCAGCAGUUACCUGAUCUUCAGAGCUGCCUCCGAGUCAGAUGGCCGCUGCUGGCUGGACGCCCUAGAGCUGGCACUCCGCUGCUCCAGUCUACUGCGACUGAGCGCCUGUAAGCAGGGCUGCGACGGGGAGCCAGGGUCCUCGCCAGAUGCAUCGCCCUCAUCACUCUAUGGACUGCCCUCCUCGGCUGCUGUCCACCCAGACCAGGACCUAUUCCCAUUGAAUGGGGUAUCCCUGGAGAAUGACGCGUUCUCAGACAGGUCGGAGCGAGAGAACCCCGAGGAGUCAGACACUGAGACCCAAGAUCACAGCCGGAAGACCGAGAGUGGGAGCGACCAGUCGGAGACCUCCGGGGCCCCUGGGCACAGAGGGACCACCUAUGUGGAGCAGGCCCACGAGGAGCUCGGGGAGCUGGGUGAGGCAUCGCAGGUGGAGACGGUGUCGGAGGAGCACAAGAGUCUCAUAUGGGUCCUGCUGAAGCAGCUGCGGCCGGGCAUGGACCUGUCCCGCGUGGUGCUGCCCACCUUUGUGCUGGAGCCACGCUCCUUCCUCAACAAGCUCUCUGAUUACUAUUACCACGCUGACCUGCUCUCCAGGGCCGCAGCGGAGGAUGAUGCCUACCGCCGCAUGAAGCUUGUGCUGCGCUGGUACCUGUCCGGCUUCUAUAAGAAGCCCAAGGGAAUCAAGAAGCCCUACAACCCCAUCCUGGGGGAGACCUUCCGCUGCUGCUGGUUCCACCCCCAGACCAACAGCCACACAUUCUACAUAGCAGAGCAGGUGUCCCACCACCCGCCUGUGUCUGCCUUCCACGUCAGCAACCGGAAGGAUGGCUUCUGCAUCAGUGGCAGCAUCACAGCCAAGUCCAAGUUCUAUGGGAACUCACUGUCCGCUCUGCUGGACGGCAAAGCGACCCUCACCUUCCUGAACCGCGAGGAGGAUUACACCCUCACCAUGCCCUACGCCCACUGCAAAGGAAUCUUGUACGGCACAAUGACCAUGGAGCUGGGUGGGAAAGUGACCAUCAAGUGUGCAAACAACAACUUCCAAGUGGAGCUGGACUUCAAGCUCAAGCCUUUCUUCGGUAGUAGCACAAGCAUCAACCAAAUCUCAGGGAAGAUCAUGUCGGGGGACGACGUCUUGGCAAGUCUCACUGGACACUGGGACAGUGACGUUUUCAUCAAGGAGGAGGGAAGCAGCAGCCCUGAGCUCUUUUGGACCCCAGACAGGGCGGCCCGCGGGCGGAGACUGAAGCGGUACACGGUGCUGCUAGAGGAGCAAACGGAGCUGGAGUCCGAGAGGCUCUGGCAGCAUGUCACCAGGGCCAUCAACGAAGGUGACCAGCACAAGGCCACGCAGGAGAAGUUUGUGCUAGAAGAGGCGCAGCGGCAGCGGACCCGGGAGCGCCAGCAGAGCAUCACUCCCUGGAAGCCACAGCUGUUCCACGUGGACCCUGUCACUAGGGAGUGGCACUACAGAUAUGAGAACCGCAGCUCCUGGGACCCCGAGAAGGACAUUGCGCAGUUUGAGCAAGAUGGGAUCCUGCAGACCCUACGGCGGGAGGACGUGGCCCACCAGACCCCCUUCCAGGGCAGCCCGGAGCCCAGGCAUGAGAGAUCUGGCCCAGACCGACGAUUCCGCAAGGCCAGUGACCAGCCCUCCGGCCAUAGCCAGGUCACCGAGAGCAGUGGUUCCACACCUGAGUCCUGCCCAGAGCUCUCAGACGAGGACCAGGAUGGGGGCUUUGUUCCAGGCAGCGGGAGCCCGUGCCCUCGGUGCAGGCAGGCAGCACAACAGUUGCAGGCCCUUCAUGAGGCUGUCCUCUCCAUCCGUGAGGCCCAGCAGGAGCUGCACAGAGCAAGUGUGCAGUGCUUGGCAGACACUGGUCCUGAGACUUCAAGGAACCUAGAGGAAGGUGCUGUCCCCAGCAUGGGCUUGGGCAUAACCUCAAGAGAGAUCCUGAGGCACCUCUCGGCCAUGCUGGGCUCCACGGCACGGGCUGCACAGGUGUCAGCCCCAGGCCUGCUGCAGAGCCCCCGAUCCUGCUUCCUGCUCUGCGUGUUCCUGGCCUGUCAGCUAUUUGUUAACUACAUCUUCAAAUAAGAGCCCAUAGGGUGGCCUGGGGGUCUCCUGCAGAGCUCCUGCAAGGCUGACACGCCCUCCCAGCACCCGGCACUUUAAGCAUGGAGGUGGAGGGGCCCAGCAAGCACAGCCAAGGGGGCCAAGGAGCAGGGGUCCACAGCAAGGACCUGGGGGCCACCAGGGCGCUGCGGCCCAGACAUGCCAGGCCUGUCUUCAGGGCCACUGGCCUCUCCCCUGGGGUUCUCACCCCACACGGGCCUUAACACUAAAGCCAAAUGCAGCUUCCAUUGUGUGACAUGCUCCUGGUCAUCUUGCCUUGUCAUUCCCAGUCCAGCCUCUAUUUACCAUGUGGGAUCAACGGAUUCUGGGGCAGGAGGGCCUGCCCAGGCUUUGGACGGUCACACCCCAGCAGCCAUGAGGGAAAGGUUUCAAGAUGGGAACUGGGAGUUCCAAGCAGGCCCAGGAGUCCCCUGGGCUCCUGCAGACUGAGGUACAGGCCUGCCUUCCUGCGACCCUGACCACAUUGCCAGGGUCACCCUGGAGGGCUCCAGGGACAGGCCGGGCCGCUCUGGGGAGGACAUGUUGGUUUUCAUUCCUCUAUGUGCUGUUCGAAUGGGAGCCCAGCACGGUAGGUCCUGGAACCUCCUGGCCUGGCUGGCCUGCGCUUAGGCCCAGGUGGAGGUGGAUGUGAGCACAGAUGGGUAUGGAGGGCACAGGGCCCUAGUUGAGCUGGCCCUGUGUCCCUGGACCAGGGAAGCUCAAGUUUGCCAAUUUGCUCAGAUCAACAUACAGUCUUACCACUUUACACUUUUGUAAUAAAUGUAACUGCAAUAUUCUAGGCAGACCAUGAGCAGUGGUCAGCCUUUGGCAUCUGGCCUCAGUCCCUGUGUCGCUGCCACUCUGCGUGUAUGUGCAUGUGUCUGUGUGUGAAGCGUCUACACAUAUACACACAUACGGAGCCUUAAACUAUGGUGUGCGGUGCCAUCUGAGCUGUUAACUGGUCGUUUUGUUUUCCAGUUUUUGUACCUGUGUCUUUGUCUUCCCCUGUCCGUCCAAUCUGGGGACAUGUCUAUGCUCCCUGCCUUGAAAUAAACACACACACGCGUUUCGUGUUCUGUUCUUGGGGACUUCUAGAAACAAGCAAGGGCUUCUCAGGAAGACUCAAAGACAGCAUGGGGCUGUCUGGGGCUGGGCAGAGAGGAGAAGGACCAGGAGGGAGAGUGGCUACAGUAUUUGAAGGAAGCGGGGAGCAGCAGACCUGCCCUAUGGAGUAAGUGCCAAGAUCCUCAUGAGUGGCACUACCCACGGGGCACUCUAGACAGCUGCCAAGACAAGGUGGGUAGAGGGGUGUUGGCACAUGUCCCUGGGGCCCAUUUUUCUGGUUGUUGCCCCCACCCUGUGAAGGAGAAAACCCAGGCUGAGCCACCUGAGCCUCUGCCCCCAGCCUAGCCCAGCCCUGCUUUGGUUCCACUGUGGCCACCGCCCCUGGUACUCAGCCACAAAGGCCAAAGUAAGUGGGCCUGCCCUAGGCUAGGACAGCCCUGGGUGCCCCUGAGGAGGGGCAGGGGCACCUGACCACAGCAGCCCCCACACCAUGGCAAUCGGAGCCUGCCAGCCUGGGAGAUGCUGGCUGGGGAUGUGCUGCAAAGUGAGAAGGGUUUGUCUAACACAUUGCACAGAUUUCUUUCAGCUUCAACUUCCUGCCCUUAAUGAUAAAAAUGAUACUUCCCUUCUAGUAUAGGGAGGGCAUCUUCCACGUGGGGAUUUUAGCUUCUGCUCAGAAAAAGAAAGGCCGAGCAUGGUGGUUCAUGUCUAUAAUUGUAAGGUUUUGGGGGGCUGAGGCAGGAGGAUUGCUUGAGGCCAGGAGUUCAAGGCUCCAGUGAGCUAUGAGGACACCACUACACUCUAGCCUGGGCAACACAGUGAGACACUGCCUCAAAAAAAAAAAAACCAUGGGAGAGAGGUCAGAGUGAUCUUGUACCUACUGUUUCUCCAAUGCCUUUAGCUCAAAACUGUGUGGCAGGGUAGCAUAUUUUGGGGUUCCAGGUUCUUAACACCUUCACUUUAUGUCACCUCCACAGUUUAGUGGUAUCAACAUUUUACUAGUUUGAGUGCAGAAACCUUGCCUCACUUUAACCUCCCCAUUUACAAUAAAAUUACCAUAACCAUUUUCUCUGUCUGCAUUGAGAGCCAUAUCAGCAUAAUCCAGGGGUGUCCAAGCUUUUGGCUUCUCUGGGUCGCAUGGGAAGAAGAGUUGUCUUGGGCCACACGUUAAGUACAUAAACACAGAAGCUCAUGGAUGAGCAAAAGAAAAGGUCCAUGCAUGAUUUUCAUGAUAUCCACAAUCACAGAUAAGCAAAAAAGUCCUCAAGUAAUAAUCCUAAUUAUGCAGCAGCCCAUUCAGAGAGUGUUUUACUAUUGUUGAGCAGGUCCUGUUUGUGGUCACUAAUAUAGAAAAUGUACCCAAGUAGUAAAACAUCUUUUUAAAAUAUUUUUCAUUGUAGGCUCGGUGCCUAUGGCUCAACAGGCUAAGGCACCAGCCACACACACCUGAGUUGGCGGGUUCGAAUCCAUCCUGGGCCCACCAAACAACAAUGACGGUUGCAACCAAUAAGUAGCUGGGCAUUGUGGUGGGUGCCUGUAGUACCAGUUACUUGGGAGGCAGAGGCAGGAGAAUCGCUUGAGCCCAGGAGUUUGUGGUUGCUGUGAGCUGUGAUGCCACUGCACUCUACCCAGGGUGACAGCUUGAGGCUCUGUCUCAAAAAAAUACAUACAUAUUUUUUCAUUGUAAAAGAAAAGUGGGCAACAUAAAAAUCAUGGACAUUGUAAUUGAGGAAUUAAUACAUCCAUGUCUGGUUUCAUGGAAGUAGUUGCAAUUGUCAGUGAGUUCUCAAGGUGCUCAUCAUAUUUUGGUUCUAAUUUUACUCUUAAUGUGCUUCAUUCUUGAAAAUAGUUGCUCACAAAUGUAGGUGCUGCUAGAAAGUGAUGACACAAAUAAGAUGUGAUUGUGAAGUGAGGGAUAUUUGUCUCUGGAAAGAGACACAAUCAAAUUCUUCUUUAAGUUGAAUGUCAGAUUGGAACUCUAUGCAUUCCAUCUGAAAGCUGGCAGGUAACACGUCAACUGAAAAUGGAGUCACAAAUGCACCAAAAUAUUAUUUUCCUAGAAAUCUUGAAAUCUGUUUUCAAAUUCUUGUAUCAAAUAAAAAAGGAAGGCUACGUAUUUUUUGCUAUUCACAGGACUGUCUUUAGCCGGCAUGUUGAAAUGUGUAAAAUUGCCUUAAUUUGUGCUUGCCAUAAUUUUAGUUUCAUUUGAAACGCUGUUAUGGUUUGAAACAUUGUAUCGAUAAGUUGAUUUUUCACCUUGAAGACCAUGUUUAAUUCAUUUAAAUGAGCAGUUAAAUCCACUAAAAUGCUAAAUCUGUAAACCAGUUUUCAUCGUCAUGUUCUGGCAGAAAUUUGGCUCUUGAUACCGUAAGUGAGUUCAUUUGGCCUCAACUUAAGUCGUCUUCCGAAAGUAAAUGAUGUCACUCUAGUCGGCAUCAAUACUUCUAAGGAAUUCCUGGAAUUGGUGAUGAUUCCAUCCGUGGGCCCUUAUGAAUUUCACAGUCUUGAUGACAAUUUGCAUGACAUUAUCCAAUUUUAAAGCUUUUGCACAUAAA